This is a messenger RNA of Ectocarpus siliculosus, 3340 nucleotides long. Lineage: Eukaryota; Phaeophyceae; Ectocarpales; Ectocarpaceae. The record is from the annotation of a GenBank genome assembly.
AUGAGCGGGUUUUCGGGAAAGGGAAGCAAGGCUAAGGGGUCGGGAGGCGGGAAGGGAUCUAAAGUAAAGGGUGCUAGCAAUGAGGCUCAGGGUGGGAAGGGUGCUGGAGCGGCAGGGGGGACCGGCAAAGGCGGCAAGGCUACUGCCGCCGCCGCCGAGUCCUCGGGCAAGGGCAAGGGGGGCGGCGGCAAGGGGAAAGGGGAGCGCAAGGGCGGGGCGGCGCCAGCGGAGCUGACCGCCAAGCAGGCGAAGUCGAAGCGGAAGGCCGAGCGCGCGGCGAUGGAGGCCGCUCGAAAGGGAGAAGUGGAAAGCAUGAUGAAGGGUUCUUCGGCCCCUACAACGGCAUCUGAGGGUUUCUACACCGUACGAGGCGGCGUGGGAGACGUCGAUAGGCAUCCGUGGCUAGGCGUCGCGGAGACCCAAACGACGCAGGUAUUUGACUCGGAUGAGGAUGGCCGAGAAGGCGAGGAUGGAGGUGUUGGCGACGAUGACGACGACGUGGUGUACGAUAAGUUCGGCAACGUCAUGGACAAGGCUGCCGCGGAAGAGGCCGCGCUGCAGGAGUUGCGGGAGGCAGCGCGCGUGGCCAGGGCUGCCAAGGAGAAGGCUGCGAAGGAGGCUAAGGCCGCUGCUUCGGGCUCUGGCGGUGCCCAAGAGGACCAAGACGAUGGCGCCACCGACUACGGCUCCAAGCUGGACAAGCAGAUGGACGCAGCGGCGGCCAAGCAAAAGGCGGGGGGGCGCUUGACCAACAAGGAGAAGAAGCUUCUCAAGAAACUGGAGGAGAGAGAAGUCGCCAGGACGGCCGCUGAGACGAGGUCGAACCAGGGCCUGACCGCCUUCAGCCUGUCCAUGAGGCCGGGCGGCGGGGGCGGUGGCGAGAUGACCGCCGCCGAGGACGGUUCGACGGACGUUUCCGUGCUAGGCUUUUCGAUCGCGGCUCCGAAGCGCGAGCUCCUGAGGGACGCCGACCUACGCCUCGCGGCCGGCAAGCGCUACGGCCUCCUGGGACCGAACGGCCGAGGGAAGUCGACCCUCCUCAGGUUCUUGGCGGCGAGAGAGCUACCGGUACCCGCUGCCGUUGACGUGCUGCUGGUGGAGCAAGAGGCGGAGGCGUCGGAGCGUCCGGUGGUGCAGCAGGUCCUGCUGGCCGACGAGAGACGAAGGGAGCUCCUGGAAGAGGAGGCGUCGCUGCUCAAGCAGAUGGACGCCGCGGAGGCAAGAGAGGACGACGGAGAUAUCGGAGAUUUCGGAGACGGGGGAAGCGAGAGCGGCGGCGACGCGGAAGGGGAGGGUCAGGGGGGGCACUGGGACGACGACAUGUGGGCUGCCAAGAGCAAGAGGCUGGCCCAGGUGGCGUCAGAGCUGGAUGCCAUCGGGGCGGACGCGGCGGAGGGAACCGUCCGCAAGAUCCUGACGGGGUUGGGCUUCACGGACGAGAUGCAGGACGGCCCCACGACCAUCUUGAGCGGGGGGUGGCGCAUGCGCGUCUCCCUCGCGAGGGCCCUGUUCGUCGAGCCCAAGCUCCUCCUCCUCGACGAGCCGACGAACCACCUCGACCUGCACGCGGUGCUGUGGCUGGACGACUACCUCGCCAGGAAGUGGAAGACCACCCUGCUCGUCGUGUCGCACGACCAAGACUUUCUCGACAGCGUGUGCACCGACAUCGUCCACCUUCACGAGAUGGGUCUGAAGUACUACGGGCACGGCGUCGACCGCUUCCGAGAGAUGCUUGGGCAGGUGAACGUGAAAGCGGAGAAAGACUACAAGCUGCAGGAGAAGGAGAUCGCCGCCCUCAAGAGAAAGGGGAAUUCCGGGUCGAAGGCGGAAGAGGCGGCCUUGAAGAAGAUGGGCCGCACCAGCCUCAUGGACAGGCCGAAGGAGUACACGGUCAAGUUCAUGCUUUCAUCGCCAGAGGACCGGGUGCCUUCCAUAUCGGUGCUGGACGUGUCCUUCGGCUACAGAGACGACCGCGCCGCCCUCUUCCAGGAUCUUCGAUUCAAGGUCGACACGGAUACCAGAGUGGCUAUCGUGGGGCCUAACGGUGUCGGAAAAUCCACUCUGCUGAACCUCUUGUCGGGAAAGCUGGAGCCUUCGUCCGGAGAGGUGACUCGGCACCGUCACCUCAGGAUAGGCCGUUAUGACCAGCACUUCCACGAGUUGCUGCCGCAGGGCAAGAGCCCGUGCGACUUCCUGAGGUCGGAGUACGACGUCCCCGAGCAACAGGCCAGAAAGGUGCUGGGGCAGUUCGGGCUCGAUGGCGCGAGACACCUGAUCCCUAUCGCCGAGCUGUCGGGAGGGCAGAAAGCGAGGGUGGUGUUCGCGUCGCUGUCUAUGUCUCAGCCGCACAUCCUGCUCCUCGACGAGCCCACCAACCACCUCGACAUGGAGAGCGUGGACGCGCUGAUCAGGGGCAUCCAGGAGUACAAGGGCGGGGUCGUCCUCGUCUCCCACGACGCGAGGCUCAUCGCCGCCACAGAGUGCGAGCUUUGGGUGUGCGAAGGCGGCGGGCGGGUGAACGUUCACCGUCAAGGCUUCGAGCACUACCGCAGGUCCCUCCUGCGAGACAUCGCCAACGCGGAGGCGAGGGUCGAGGCCGCCGCCGCCGCGCGGGCCGCCCGGCGAGCCAAGGAGCGGGCGGACCGGCUGGGCAAGCACACGCGCAGGGGCGCACAGGCGCAGUUCUCGAAGCUUGGUCUCGGGAAGGGCAAGACUGAGGAGGAGGAGGUGGAGGCCCGUAGUACGGAGGUCAGGAAGAAAGCGGUGGCAUCGGUGUUCGGAAAGAAGAAGCGUUGAGUUACUACGCAGUACUGCACAAGUAUUGAGCAUAAAAGGUUGAGCAUUAAAGGUUGGAGGGCUGAUUUGUCUCUUUGGGCGGGGGGCGUUAUGUGGUGCGGGGAGAACGAUCGUAACCGUUUUCCGACGUAGGGGGUUGCUUGGCGUUGGUUUGUGCUUUUGAAGUGACAAACGGCGAGAGAUGAUAAUAAGGAGUUGCGAGACCUGGGUUGCCCGAGUGCUGGCUGUUGUCUGAAACAGGGGGUGUGGGUGGGGACCCACUUUUGCCUUAGAACCCAGCAAACCACCGGGCUACAUGCCAAUGUGUGUGAUCGACCGCGACGGUAAUUGUGACCGCCGAUAGAACGAAGUGAACAGACCAUUCUGCAAGAAACACGCUGCAGCGUAUGUAUCGUCUCGUGAACUGGCUUGAGCAGGACGUUAGGUGCUUGGGCUUUUGGACCGUCCGCGUGGGGAGGAUUUUUCGGGUAAAUUUCUGGGUCAGUUUUUCCUGUGUACUGUACCACCAAAAUUUGUUUGGCACCGAAAUAUACCCCCCCGGUUU